Capronia coronata CBS 617.96 is the source of this 1218-nucleotide messenger RNA. RefSeq names its product agmatinase 1. Gene Ontology annotation, molecular function: agmatinase activity; metal ion binding. The record is from RefSeq and is a predicted model, not a curated record. The transcript has 6 exons. Lineage: Eukaryota; Fungi; Ascomycota; Eurotiomycetes; Chaetothyriales; Herpotrichiellaceae. The coding region runs from base 1 to 1218 and encodes 405 amino acids.
AUGCAUUUCAAGUCUCUUGCCUUGCUGGCAUGUGCCAGCUGUGUCCUUGCCCACGGCGACCAUGACCACGACCAGACUCCCAUCUCCGGGCCGCACAAGUCGUUGUGGUACAACACUUUGCCAGGUGACGGCGGUACACAGGCCGACUCUGUCUUCUCUGGCAUUUCGACCUUCGGCCGUCUGCCCUACUUCCCUUGCCUUGCGAGCGACGAGGAGAAAUAUGACAUUGCAUUUUUGGGGGCACCAUUCGAUACAGGCACUUCGUACCGACCAGGAGCGCGGUUCGGUCCCAGCGGGAUCAGACAAGGUUCUCGACGCCUCAAUCUCUACGGCGGGUAUAAUGUACCAUUGCAAUCGAACCCGUUCAACUUCUGGGGCAAAGUCAUUGACUGCGGCGAUAUUCCUGUGACCUCCUACGACAAUGCAUAUGCUCUGCAGCAGAUCGAAGACGGACACAACACGCUCCUGAUGCGAACACCGUACACGGACGCAAAGGAACCGGGACUCAGCAAGGCCGGCAAGACGCUGCCCCGCGUCAUCACCCUGGGCGGCGACCACACGAUCACACUGCCUCUGUUGCGCAGCAUCAACAAGGCCUACGGCCCGAUCAGCGUGAUCCACUUCGACUCGCAUCUCGACACGUGGAAGCCGAAAGUGUUCGGCGGCGCUCCGUCCAAGCAAGCGGCCAUCAACCACGGCACGUACUUCUACUGGGCGAGCGAGGAAGGCCUGUUGGCGAACGACAGCUCCAUCCACGCGGGCAUCCGGACCACGCUGUCCGGACCCUCGGAUUACGACAACGACGGCUACUGCGGCUUCACGCGCGUCGAGGCCCGCGAAAUCGACACCAUCGGCGUGCACGGCAUCAUCCACCGCAUCAAGGAGCGCGUCGGCACCAAGAACCCCGUCUAUCUGUCCAUCGACAUCGACACUCUGGACCCGGCUUUCGCCCCGGCCACGGGGACCCCGGAGACCGGUGGCUGGAGUACCCGUGAACUGCGCACUAUCAUCCGCGGGCUGGAGGGCAUCAACUUCGUCGCCGCCGAUAUUGUCGAAGUCGCUCCGGCUUAUGAUACGAAUGCCGAGCUGACCACGAUGGCGGCUGCCGACGUGCUGUAUGAGGUCAUGACCUUGAUGGUGAAGAAGGGUCCUCUGACUCUCAAUGCCACCCAGGCCGACUACGUGCCUAGCGCUGUGAUUGACGCAGAAGACUUGUAG